AUGUCCUGCCUCAUCCAAGAUUCCAUCCUCGGCCAAUUUAUCCGCCUUGUCUCGCGCGGCCGGUACUUCCGGUUCGAGGAGCAAAAAGAUCCCUCGCUAUGGCAGCAGUACGUCAACCUCAACAAAUCGGGCCGCAUGGCUUACGCUGGUCGUCCCGAUGCCGAUGAAGAACUGCCUGAGCGCUUCAGCGCCGCCGAUACCGAGUCAAUGACGAGGGUGCCCUCCACGGCAUGGUCGCAUAAUGGCCAUCGGUAUCAAGGCAUCACCGGGGCCGUCAUCGACCCAGAGAAGGGACGCGACGUGACCAUUGUCGACUGGUGGAGUGAUCGCGAUCCGGAGCUAACUCAUCAGAACCCCCAACACUGGCCGCUAUGGAAGAAAGUCGUGGUGACCUUUGAAAUCUGCCUUCUCACCUUCAGCGUGUACAUCGGCAGCGCCAUCUACAGCGCCGGUAUCGAGUCAGUUAUGUCCGAGUUCCAGAUCAGUCAAGUAGCGGCUACUCUAGGACUGACUCUGUUUGUGGCUGGCUAUGGACUGGGUCCGCUGCUAUGGUCGCCCAUGAGCGAGGUGCCCCAGAUCGGGCGCAACUCCGUCUACAUCGCGACACUGAUCGUGUUUGUAGCCCUGCAAGUCCCAGUUGCAUUGGCCGGAAAUCUGGGCACACUACUAGCCUUUCGCUUCCUGACUGGCUUCUUUGGCUCGCCUGCUCUCGCAACACACCAGGGCGGCGCCACACUCUCCGACAUGUUCGCCCCUCGCAAACGCGCCUACGGCAUCGGCAUCUGGGGCAUCAGCGCCAUCUGCGGCCCCGUGCUCGGUCCCCUAGUCGGCGGAUUCGCCGCCCAAGCCAAAGGCUGGCGCUGGACGAUCUGGGAACUAAUGUGGCUAUCAGGAUUCACACUAGUCAUACUAAUAAUCUUCCUUCCAGAGACCUCCUCCAGCAACAUCCUGUACCGACGCGCCCGCCGACUCCGCAAACUGACCAACCGGUCCAACUUGCGCAGCGAACCCGAACUCGCCAGCGAACAUCUCACAGCCCGCGAACUCGCAAUGAUGACGCUCGUCCGGCCCUUCACGCUCAACUUCACCGAGCCAAUGGUCUUCCUUCUGAACCUAUACAUCGCCCUAAUCUACGGUCUACUCUACGUAUGGUUCGAAUCCUUCAACAUCGUCUUCGCAGGAAUCUACGGCUUCAACCUUGGCCAGCAAGGUUUAGCCUACAUCGGCAUCCUAACCGGCGCUCUGAUAACAAUCCCCCCAUAUUACUGGUGGAUGCACAAAUACCUCGAACCAAGAUUCGACCCCGAAACAGGAAACGUUCCCCCGGAGGCGCGUCUCCCGCCCGCUAUUGUAGGCGGGUUCUUCAUCCCUAUCUGUCUUUUCUGGUUCGGAUGGAGUGCCCGUCCCUCUAUUCAUUGGAUCAUGCCGAUUGUGGGCAGUGGGUUCUUCUCCGUCGGUGCGUUCUUGCUUUUCAAUCCCGUGCUGAAUUACCUCUCCGAUGCGUACCCGGAGUAUGCGGCGAGUGUGCUCGCUGGGAAUGAUUUGUUUCGGAGUGCGUUUGGUGCCGGGUUUCCGCUGUUUGCGACGGCGAUGUAUAAGAAUCUGGGGGUGGGUUGGGCAAGUUCGACGUUGGCCUUUUUGGGCUGUGCGUUUAUUCCCAUUCCGGUUGUGUUGAUGAAGUAA
Molecule: messenger RNA, 1683 nt
Organism: Aspergillus costaricaensis CBS 115574
Lineage: Eukaryota; Fungi; Ascomycota; Eurotiomycetes; Eurotiales; Aspergillaceae
Product: MFS transporter
Exons: 4
Coding region: 1-1683 (560 amino acids)
Biological process (GO): xenobiotic detoxification by transmembrane export across the plasma membrane
Molecular function (GO): fluconazole transmembrane transporter activity
Source: RefSeq, a predicted model, not a curated record